GGAAGAACUACAUUUCCCAGGAAUCCGUUCUCCCGGCGAGGGUUUGCGCUGCCCCAGGAGAGGAGACUCCUAGGAUGCGUCCCCGAAUAGAGACGCUCCGAGUGCGAAGUGAUUAGAGAUGCGAGCCCAGGCGGGAAACUAGGGGACGGGAGAUAAAGUGGCCUCAUGACUAGGAAUGCCUGCCCAAAUAUCAGAAUUGGAGGUCAUGGAUGAAGAUCGAUUAAUUGAAGAAGUCUUGGAUAAGUUUGUUAAUUGCCAUGAACAAACAUAUGAAGAAUUUCUGAGCACUUUUACUCAUCUUUCAAAAGAGAAAAAUGUGACCAAAAGAGGAGCAUGUGGAACCGAGUCUUCAGAAAAUAUAUGUCCUUCAGUAAAAUUGGCUUGUGAAAAUGAACCAAAUGUUCAUCAUCCUAGAAAUAAAGCCAUAUUUCUUCGGGUUUCAUCACAAUGUUCAGAAGAGGAACAGAUAGUGAUAGAUGAAGGCCAAAAAGUUGGCAGUUCCUUUCAAGGUGAUCUGAAUCGGGCGGGAAAGGUGAAGGUAGACAAUUUCCUAGAUUUAGAAGAUUUGGAUGUGGAUGAAGAGAUUCAACCCCAAAUGAGCAAGGAUUUGCUGCUGCUUCCAGGAGAAGUGGAGGAGGAUGUGUGCACGCGUGUCCCUUCUUACAUUCCUUCUGUGGCCCAGCCCCUCGCCCCUGGCGUAAAGGCAGGACCCGCUGUGGGAGGACUGGACAAACAAAUAGAAGAGGAUUUUUCUCCUGCUACCUUUUACAGACACUCGGAGAUGAAGUUCAGCCCUUCUCACUUGAUGAAGAAUUUGAUUAUGAUGCUGUGAUGCUAACCCCCAAGUUCACUCCUGCAGAGAUGGAUGCGAUCACAGAGCUCUCCAAGCAAAAGAGGGACAUCGCCAGCACAGGCUUAGAGGAACCACACGACUGACUCACGGAGACAUCUUUGUGUUAAUGUGUAUUUCGUUGUUAUUCAAGCAACAUUGGAAUAAAAGGUAAUCCUACCAUAAUUCCCUUUGUAGAAAUUGACUUGUGCAUUCCUGAGAGAGACGGAGCUAUUAACUAACGAGAGCAAAGAGAUCUGUACAUUUAUGGGGCUCUCCUCUGUCAUGGUGUUGCUGAAUCCUGUAGCAGGUAGGGGUGGGGGGGAUGGAGGUGGCACAUGAGGACAGGAGCCACACCUCCAGAGGGUCCUUUUUUUUUCAUUAAAUUUUUUUUCUUUAAGCAUAGUUGACACACAAUGUUACAUUAGUUUCAGGUGUACAACAUAAUUAUUUGACAAGUCUAUGCAUUACGCUACACUCACCCCAAGUGUAGCUACCACCUGUCCCCAUGGUACGCUAUUACACUGUCACUGACUGUAUUCCCUAGGUAGCGCCUUUCAUUGCCGUGACUGGAAGCCUGUAUCUCCCACUCUCCUGCACCUGUUUUGUCCAUCUCCUCAGCCCCCCUCCCCUCUGGCACCCCACUUUAGUUUCGGCUAUCCCACCAGGGCGCUCUCUGUUCAGAGAGCUCAGGGACCUCCUGGCCCGCACACUGGCUCUCUCCCACCACCCCGCCAGGGCACCCCCUGCUCAGUGUACCCAGGACACCCUGGCUUGUGCCGCUUCAGCCUCAGCUCCCCUCCUGGAGUACCCACAGUGCACAGAACAGAAGGGCCCGUUUUGAUGUGAGCACAGCGACUAGGUAAUUGCUACAAAGAUCGGAAACAUCAUCCCACCUCCCUGGGGGUGAAGGACGUUGCACAUGUAUAACACGCUGUAGCACGUAGAGAGGAACCGAUGGUGUGGGGAGCUCCCUGGUCCCAGCUCUCCAGAAACAGCGGUGUGAAUGUGAGUGCUGAGAGGUUGGGCUUCUAGGAUCUAUCCGGAAAGGCUUCACUGAAAAAGAGGGCAUCUGAGAAUUGAUUAUAUGUCAUAUGCUAAAUUCUUGUACUUUAUUAUUGCCCCUAAGCCAUGCGUGAUGAUAGUUAGAAAGUACAAGGAAUGGUGUCUACCUCCAGAAGCUCAAAAUGUAAUUUAAGACGGCAAGACAUAGGUGGAGAAGGUAACUGGAGAAUGUGGAGGCAUAUCACGAAGUGCUAAUUGUGAAGAGUACCCGUGAAUGUGUUAAGGGAAGGAGAAAAGAACGGGGAAGGUGCAGAAGAAUGGGGAAGAGUGUGUCUGAAGCCAUUUUCAUUAUUAAAGGACUCGGUAACAAAUGUGUGUGGGCUUACUGAGUUGUCAUGCGGCCCUGGGCUGGGGUGUGCCACUUAUAUUCCUUACAAAGGACAUUCUUGAGUUGAUGUUGUCAUAGAGUCAAGAGAUUUCCACAUCUAUUUUUCUUUAUCCAGUCAUCAAACCCUCAUAAAGCACCGUUUUCAUGCCAGACCUUAAACUAGGUGACGGGGAAGAGAGAGUAAAUUGGACAUGGUCUGGUUUAGUCCGGGAGGCAGAUACCUACGCUAAUGACAGCAGAGCUGCUCUGUCCACUAGAAUAGCCACUAGCUGCGUGCAGCUCUGAGCACUUGAAAGGUAGCUAGUAUGACCGAGGGACUGAUUUUUAAAUGUUAAUUUUACUUUGAUGUGAAAUAAAAAGUUGCUAUAAUACACAGCACGGGGCAUAUAGUCGAAAACAUUCUGUUAACUUUGUAAGGUGACAAGUGGUAGGUAAUUGGACUCAUUGUGGUGACAUAAUCCAUUUUGCAGCGUGCAUGAAUGUCAAAUCCCUACUGUGUACACCCGAAACUAGUCCACUGUGUGCCAAUGACCAAGCAAGCAAGAAAGGGCCCAAGUCUUUUUUUAAUAAGUUGAUAUUUGAUGCAUUUAUUUUAAAACUUACAAGUAUAUUUGUAAUGAUGUGGGUACGGGGAUCUAUUUUUUUCAUCUGUAACUUUUAUGACAGACGUAAAUGCAGACCAAUUAUUUUUUAUGACAGCGUAGCACCUAAUGUAAAUAUGCUAUAAAUGUGAAACAAAUUGGAUUUUGAAGAAUUAAUCUAAAAAAUUGUAUUAUUUUUUUUGUGUUGAUUUCAUGUUGAUAUGAUAAUAUUAUAGACAUAUCUGGUCAAAUAAAAUCUAUUAUUAAAAUUCA
Molecule: messenger RNA, 3076 nt
Organism: Canis lupus familiaris (dog)
Lineage: Eukaryota; Metazoa; Chordata; Mammalia; Carnivora; Canidae
Gene: IFTAP
Product: intraflagellar transport associated protein
Exons: 7
Coding region: 176-832 (218 amino acids)
Biological process (GO): spermatogenesis; acrosome reaction
Cellular component (GO): cytosol; 9+0 non-motile cilium
Molecular function (GO): intraciliary transport particle A binding
Source: RefSeq, a predicted model, not a curated record